Molecule: messenger RNA, 645 nt
Organism: Rhagoletis zephyria (snowberry fruit fly)
Lineage: Eukaryota; Metazoa; Arthropoda; Insecta; Diptera; Tephritidae
Product: enhancer of split m4 protein-like
Biological process (GO): Notch signaling pathway; sensory organ development
Source: RefSeq, a predicted model, not a curated record
AGCUAUAGCAUUAAACGUUUGUUGAGGCAACUCUUCAAACAACAACAGAAAUCAGAGCAGCAGAAGCAGCAACAAGAACUUAUUGAAAAUUUCGAAAACACCAACAAAGCUAACUCUUUGGAGUCGCUCGAAUCAUUGGAGAAUUCCCGCAAUGCCGAUUUGGAGUCCGAAGCUGAGUGCAUCUCUCUCGAAUCGUCUGAGAAUGAUGCCAAUGAACGUUUGGCUGCCUCCUGUGAAUUGGAAGAUUACGAAUUUGCCGAUAUCAGCAGCGUGCCAGUACAUUUUCUACGCACUGCCCAUGGCACUUUCUUCUGGACUGCCAACAACGAUUUGCCAGCCGAUAACGAUUUGAUUGAACCAUUGUACUGCAGCACUGGCAAUCAGAUCGCCACCACACAAAUGCAAGAUCGUUGGGCACAAGCUUGAGUGGGCAGCGCGCAAAAGAGAGAGAGAAAGUGAAAGUGGUGUAAUGAUGCGCAACUAAUGUCUUCCAGAUCAGCCGAACUGAUGUCUUCCAGGGCGCCAUGAGACUGUGGGCCAUGCUGAAACGCAAAGCUUUAUUUGUUUGUGAUAUUUUGUUUGAAAAGAAAAUAAUAUUUACAAGUAUUUUUACAAGAGAAUUAAUUAUAUAAUAUAGAAAACAAA